AUGUUAACAAAGUUCUUAAGCAUUAUCUUCGUUGCGGGCAUUGCCCUUGCAGUGGACAAGCCAGUGAAUCCUGAAAUCGACGCAAAGCUAAAGACAACGUCCACUGAACUUGAGAGGUUACAGCUCGUCAAAGAUGACUAUGUGUUUGACUUCAAGAAACACGAGUACUUCACAUACUCGCCCGGCGGCGUCGUGAACGCCAACGCAGCAAACUUCCCCGCGGCAACUGGUCACGGGCUGACUGUCGCCUGGCUCGCUCUUGGGCCCUGUGCCAUGCUGCCGGCUCACUACCACCCCCGUGCCACCAACUUCGUGGUCGCCGUCGAGGGCCAGACCCAGACAUGGAUGAUUCAAGAGAAUGGCGCUGACCCGGUCACCACGACACUCAACCCUGGGCAGCUGACCAUCUUCCCCAGGGGCAGUCUCCACAACAUGCAGAACACAGGGUGCGGCAAUGCUACGCUUAUUUCAGCCCUUGACUCCGAUGACACGGGCACUUUGAAUAUCCUCAAUGGCCUUUUCAAGUUGCCUAAUGACAUGGUUCAGGCUGCCUUUGGAGGCGUUUCGGGAUCCAAUAGUACUGAAGGAAGUGGGAGUCGCGUUCCGGCUGUGGGCACCGGAGCUGCUCUCGGAUCCGAAGAGUGCUUGGCUAGGUGUGGCAUGGGAAAGCACUAA
Messenger RNA from Colletotrichum fioriniae, 675 nucleotides. RefSeq lists its product as uncharacterized. Gene Ontology annotation, cellular component: cell wall. Gene Ontology annotation, molecular function: manganese ion binding. The record is from RefSeq and is a predicted model, not a curated record. Lineage: Eukaryota; Fungi; Ascomycota; Sordariomycetes; Glomerellales; Glomerellaceae.